Messenger RNA from Acytostelium subglobosum LB1, 2190 nucleotides. RefSeq lists its product as hypothetical. Gene Ontology annotation, biological process: calcium ion transmembrane transport; intracellular calcium ion homeostasis. The coding region runs from base 1 to 2190 and encodes 729 amino acids. The transcript has 5 exons. Gene Ontology annotation, molecular function: calcium:proton antiporter activity. Gene Ontology annotation, cellular component: membrane; endomembrane system. NCBI's taxonomy places the organism in Eukaryota, Evosea, Eumycetozoa, Acytosteliales, Acytosteliaceae. The record is from RefSeq and is a predicted model, not a curated record.
AUGUCGUCGUCCAACAUCAACCUACUCUCAAAGGAUGAGAGAGAGUUAGAGGACUCUUCAUAUGUCUAUAAUCCAAUACAUGACAAUCACAUCAUCAAUAACAACAAGGACAUUGGCGGAAGUAACAGUGGCAGUGGUAGCAGUAGUAACUACAACAACAAUAACAACAAUAAUAAUAACAAUGGUGGUACAGGCGUCAACAUUGCCACCAACAACAACAACACAUCAAAACGUGUAUCACUAUUCCAAACUGUACCCGAUCAGCCAAUGACCUAUGAGGACCUUGGCAUCCCUGCAGGUACCAAUGCGCUCGAGGCCAAACACAUGAUCCAGAAUCACAUGUUUGGUUUCCGUCCAUUCAAGAGCAAGAUCUCCAAGAAGAGGCUUGAGGAUCGUUCGCCUGAAGUCCGUCGUCUCUACACCGAGAACCCAGUCAUUGAACAAGGUGUAAACUCCAUUGGCAACUAUGUCUACACCAUCUUCUUUGGAGUCAUACUCUAUCUCGUCUACGCUCUUGUUAGUAUAUUACUAUUUAUUACAUAUUUCGGUGUACCAUAUGCCAAGAUCACUUGGACUUUGAAAGACUUUGUAUUGUGGCCCUUUGGAAGAUAUCUUCAAAAGACUUUGUACUCUAGCCGUCUGAACAACGACAGUGAAAAGCAGCCACUCAAGGCCAAGCCAUCACACUCCCCACCUCCCUCCAUAUCAUUGAAGAUUGGCGCCGUCCUCUUCUACAUCAUUGCUGCACCAAUCAUCAUCAUCUUUGAAGGCUUUGCCAUGAUGAUGUCUUGGUUCGUUGUUGUUAUGAUACCAACCUCCAAAAUGCACUUGAGAAUAUUGAAGAACCUCUUAAGUGAUCCACUUAGCUUGAGGGUGGAACAACACAUCCCACGCACAGACUGCAUCAUCCUUGCCUAUCCAGUCGAAGCCAUCAACUUCCAAUACUACAAGUUCAGUAUCAAUGGAAUGAAUGUCUGUUUGGUCAACCUUCUUCCAUUCGUUGUUCUGUCACUUAUCUUUGGAUUCUUCUUGGAGCAUCACAUUCAUCCACUGGUAAUCUUCCUUUGCUGUGUACUGUCUACAGUCCCUCUGUCCUAUUACAACUGCAAGGCCAUUGCCACACUGUCUGCGCAAACCAGUUUUGCAGUUGGUGCACUUAUCAAUGCAAGCUUUGGAUCAAUCAUCGAGCUCAUUCUCUACGUGGUGUCACUCAGCAAUGGACAGGUGGAGGUUGCGCGCUCAGCCGUCACUGGCUCAUUGCUUGGCGCCAUGCUUCUCGUGCCCGGCUUGGCAAUGGUCGUUGGAGGCAUCAAGCACAAGGAGCAGCGAUUCAAUCACACAGUGAUGGGUGUCAACACUGUUUUGCUGAUGGUGGCCAUUGUCGGCAUCUUUGCGCCAACCAUCCUCUACAAGACCUACGGCAACUAUCAACUAAACUGCAGCCAGUGCUCAGACAUCGUUGGCAACGUCACGUGUAGUGUGUGCGAGUACGUCCAGAACGACAUCCAGGACGAUCCCGUAUGGACCCAGAAGGCACGUGCUGUCCAAUAUGCCGUGUCCGCUGUGCUGCCCAUCGCCUACUUCAUCGGACUGCUGUUCACAUUGAAGACCCACACUCAUAUCUUGCACGUCGACGAGAAGAAGGGCGAGGCUGGCGGCAGUUCGCACGGCCACUCACACGGUGGCGACGCAGAGUCUGAAGGCGAGUCCGAAUGGUCUAGAUCACAGUGCAUCGUCAUUCUCUGUGUAUGCACAACAAUGUUUGCGUUGAUCAGUGAGAAGCUUGUGGACACGAUCGAUCCUGUCGUCACGACAUUCCAUCUUACACCCGAGUUCCUCGGCAUCACCAUUCUUGGCAUUGUUCCCACCGCUGCCGAGUAUCUCAAUGCCGUUCAGUUUGCCCUGCACAACAACAUGCCUCUCGCGCUUGAGAUUGGUGCCUGUGGAUCAGUCCAAAUCACUCUCUUCCAAAUUCCAGUCCUUGUAUUCAUAUCGGCAAUCAUGAGCCAAUUUACUGGACAUGGAUCAUUCAAUCUAAUAUUCCCCAUCAUUGACUUCUAUGCAGUGUUCCUUGGAGCAGUGAUUAUGAACCUGGUGUUCGCCAAUGGAAAGACAAACUAUUUCAUUGGAUCGACACUUUGUAUUGUAUAUCUAAUCAUUGUCUUUGUAUUCUUCUUUACUCCAUCAUAA